This is a messenger RNA of Durotheca rogersii, 2201 nucleotides long. RefSeq names its product 60Kd inner membrane protein-domain-containing protein. The transcript is spliced from 3 exons. Gene Ontology annotation, biological process: protein insertion into mitochondrial inner membrane from matrix; mitochondrial respiratory chain complex IV assembly. The record is from RefSeq and is a predicted model, not a curated record. Bases 124 to 1722 code for a protein of 532 amino acids. Lineage: Eukaryota; Fungi; Ascomycota; Sordariomycetes; Xylariales; Xylariaceae. Gene Ontology annotation, molecular function: membrane insertase activity. Gene Ontology annotation, cellular component: mitochondrial inner membrane.
AGCUACCCAGAGGAGGGAAAAAAAGCGAAAAAAAAGUAGAGCAGACAAAUUAAACCAAGGGACGAUUCGCAUCCCACUCAACCUCUCUCUCCAUUUCUCAGUGCGUCCAGCGUCUACACAACUAUGCUGCCGAGGAGAGGACUUUCGGCAUCGGCCCCGGCCUCUGCACUGCGAAAUGUCUGGCCCGGCCGGACGCAGGCCCCUCGACCUCUUCUAGUCGCUCGCCGGUUCUCUUCUCAGGCGCGGCACCCGCCGUCGACACCGAGCCGAGUCGCCAUCCCCCCGUAUACGCCUGUACGUGGCGCCCAGCUGCGCCGCCCGACCGUCUUCGGUUCCUCCAGCCCUAUCGUUGUGUCUGCCUCAGGGAUCUUAGCUCUGCGCGCCGGCUCUUCGCGAGACCUGUCGCUCUGGCCCUUCUCGUCGAAAAAGCAGCCGCCUGCCGAGCCGCAGUCUGAUUCCCCUCCUUACUCCUCGGCUUCAUCCUCCUCCGUCCCCGAGGGCGAAUCAUUGACCGAUCCCGCUGGCCCCGCCGAAGUAUGGCAAGACUCGUUCGCAAACACUUCUUCGACGACGACCGCGGGCCUAGAAUCAGCGGCUCCAGCGCCGCCGGCGGUGCCGCCGCCGAAUCCUACGAGUGCCGUCGAUCUCAGCACAACAGCGUAUUCAAAGUCGUUCACCGAUCUCGAUUUGAGAUCUAUCCUCGACAUACCCGAGCAGAUCGGCUAUCUCAAGACUCUCGGACUAGAAUGGGGAUAUGGCCCGACCUCGAGCUGUGAAUGGCUCGUCGAACACCUAUACAUCUACUCCGGCAUGCCCUGGUGGGCAACCAUUGCGACAUUGUGCAUCGCGUGGCGCGCCGCCUUCUUCGUGCCUACGCUAGCCGGCAGCAGGCACCAGGCGCUACUCCAACAGCUCUACAAGAGUCCCGAGUUCAUGAACCUGAAAAGGGAGUACGACCAUGUCGCAGUCCGCACACGCGACCCCGUCCUCGUGAUGCAGGUGCAGGACAAGAUGACGAGAUUAAAGAACCGAUCUGGCGCUAGGGUGUCGAUGACCUUAAUCGGGCUCCUCACUAUUCCAUUCAGUAUCGGCAUGUUUCGACUCCUCCGGGCCAUGGCCGCUGUGCCCGUGCCCAGUCUCGAGACGGGGGGCUUGGCUUGGUUCACCGACCUGACUGUUCAUGACCCGUAUUACAUUCUACCCGUAUCCUCCAUCGCCCUCACUUCCCUCAUGUUCAAGUAUACGCGAGCCGCCAACCCGCCAUUGACCUCGAGCGCUGACAACGUGUCCAAGUUGAUGAUGUACGGACUCCCUCCUGUGGUUUUCAUGGGCACCGCCUGGUUACCAGCCGGUGUGCAAUGGUUUUUUUUCCUUCUCUCUGCCGGUUCCGUCGCGCAGACCUGGGCUACUCUCAACCCAGCCAUUCGUCGUUGGGCCGGCAUCCCUCCUCUUCCUCUCCGGCCUACGGAGUCCAUCAUCAGCUCCGCCAGUUUCUCCGGGCCCGAGUGGCAGGCGCCGACCUCGCGCACCGAACCAAAGAAGAGCAGCCUCGCAAGCAGAAUUGGCGAUAUGACGAAUGACGUCUUGGGAAAUACCCGAGAGAAGGAGGAAUGGCAGAAGGCCCAGGACUAUGAAAAGCGCAGGGCUGCAGAGGAAAAGGAGAAAGCUUUCAGGAGGCUGGAGGAACGUCGACGAAGGCGCGACGAGAAGAAGGCGCAAUGAAGAGAGAGAGAGAGAGAGAAAAGCCUUUCUCCAGCAUCGUCAUGCCGCUUGUCGGGAACACUUAUCAGAGGCCGCGUUCCCUUCUUGACCACCAUUCGUCUACUGGAAUUUCUGGCGCGUAUAUCCGGGAGGUCAAGUUCGGCGACAUACGUCGGCUCUAAGCUGCGAUUCACCAAGCUCGGAGCGGGAUAUUGCACGAUGGUGGUAGCUGGGGUUGUACCAUAGGCGUAUCUUCGUUGUCCGGGACGGGGGGAGGACCCAUCGGCGAGGACGAGGCAUCCCGAUACUUGUAAUUACAUGUGUAUAUAUAUAUAUCACGGACCCCGGACAGCAAUUUCAAAGUCGGAUCCUGGUUGAGCGAUGGAAAGAGCUGAUGAACCGUCGUUCUCAAAGCCAACCGUGGCCGCUACUAUGGGAGAAAUACGCAGACAAAGGUGGUACUACUUAUAGCUUCGCACGCGAAGCCAUCGACAGCCGAU